Molecule: messenger RNA, 4806 nt
Organism: Caenorhabditis angaria
Lineage: Eukaryota; Metazoa; Nematoda; Chromadorea; Rhabditida; Rhabditidae
Source: the annotation of a GenBank genome assembly
AUGUGGUUUCGAAAUUUUCUAGUUUUUGUUAUUUGGUUUUUCUUCGAAGUCAGAGCGAAUGAUCAUGAAUGUAAAUGUAUUCUUUUUAAUGCGACAAGCGGACAAUUUCAUUCACCAGAAUAUCCAGCACAAUUACAGAAUGUUCGAUGUUUGUUUUAUCAUUUUCAGGUAGGAUUUUUGUGGGUUUGAGACAUCAAAGUUAAUAAAACUGAUAAAUAUCAACAUAAUUAUCUGAAACUUGUUUUUUCGACAUUAUUUGUGAAAGGAUUUUUUGAAAAAAGUCCCAUUUUUCACUCCGAAAAAAUCAUCAUUCAAAAAAAAUUAAACCUCCUGGGACUUCAGAAAAGUGACACGAAACAAAAAGUUUUUGAAUAAUUAUUCCAUGUUUUUCAGAAAAAAAAACGAUUUGAAAUAUUUUCCCCAAAAAAUCUAUUACAAAUUUCAGGCUCCAAAAGAUCACAUAAUCCGCCUGACAUUCGAUGUUUUCCAACUUCCACCAAGAAUUGGAGUGUGAGUUUUUUCUCCCUUUCUUUUUGACCAGAAAGAUAAUAUUUCCAGAUGUUCAUCUUCGCUGAAAAUCUACGAUCACACAUCUGAUGGAUUGAUCGAUGUUGGAGAACGCGCCGAUUUCGAAUUUUGUGGAAAAGAAAUUCCGCGUGGCAAACAGUUCUAUUCAAAGUGAGAAGAUCGAAAAAAAUUCGGAAAAUGAAUAAGUUUUUCAGAGAUGAGCACAUGUUAGUUCAAAUUCGUCAUUCAAGGGAUAGUUCUCGUGGAUUCUCUGGAUCUUUUGAGAUAAUUCCGAAGAAAAAUUACACGUCGGAAGCUACUGAAUUGGCUGAUUGUAGUUUCAGAAUUGAGAAAAAUAAGGUAAUUUUUUAAAUUUUGUGAUCAGGCCAACGAAAAAAAAAUAAUUUUUAGAAUUUUUGAAAUCAAAACUUUUUUUUGUUUCAGGCAAUAAUAUAUUCUCCCCAAUAUCCCUAUUUUUAUCCAUCAAAUGUUAAUUGCACAUAUCAUUUACCACAUCGAAAAGGUUAUCAAAUAAUUGUUAAUAGUUUAUUUAUGGAUAUUGGAAGAGAUUCGGUUUUGCAGAUUUUCGAAUCAAUUGAAGGAGUUUGUUUUUGUUUUGAAAAAGUGUUCGCAAUAAUUAUGUUUUUUUUAAAGAACUAUGAAAAACGUAUAAUCGAAAUGGCGAGCGGUUCGAAAAAGUCAAUUUAUGUCACUUCAACAACUUCUUUAUUCAUUUAUUUUUCGACUGGAAAUAACAUUGAAAAUAGGGUUAGUUUCGAAUUUAUGAGUAAAAAAUGUGGGAAAAACAAGUUUUGACGAGAGGGAAAUUUGGUUUUUGAAAAAAACAGUGAUCAAUAUUUUAGAAACGUGAACUGGACAGAUGUUUCGGCAGGUUUUCCUGAUUCAGCAGAAUUAUCAUCAAAUUCUGUUGGUCCACUUAAUCCAUCAGAUCUAGCAUACGAAGGGAGUCCCCAGCCAGAAUUUUUAGAAACUCAAUUCCCUGAACCUCUUUGAAAAUGUUCUAGUUAAAAUUUAUCAUAAAAAAAUGAGAAAAAAAUCUAAAGCUUCCCGAGUUAAAAAUUUUUCUCCCCCAAACCUAAAGCACUUUUCAUUCACUAAUUUUCUCCACUUUUGUCCCUCGUUCCCAUAAAAACUUGUCGACCUCUUGUUUUUUGUCUGUCCAUCUUUAUUUUCUUCUUCUUCUUCUUCUUCUUUUCAACAUAUUUUUGCAGGCCGUUGGCUUCGUAAUCGAAUUGCAGUACUCGAAUGCGGUUUGGAGCCAAUCUUCGGGUAAGUUGUGUUGAACUGCUCCAAAAAAGAUGAGAAGAAAAAAGAAAGGAAAAGAAAAGAGGUGGAGCAAAAAAGGAGAGCUUUUUCGUUUUUUUUUUUCAUUUUAUACACUUUGUGUCUAUGCGGUUACGCUUAUGCGCUGCUAUGCUUUUGAAACAUUAUUAUUAUUAGAUUACUGUAAAUUGUUUUUCAUAAUAUUUUUGAUAAGUGGUGAGUUUUUUCAUUUUUAUUUGUUUUCUGGAUCUAUUCGGGGUCUUAUUGUAAAUUUCCUAAAUCUAGACUCUAAGCCAAGAAUCGCUAAGCCCAAGUCCUAAGUCUAGAUUCCCUACUCCAAAAAUAACAUCCAACUUUUUUAAUUUUGAAAAAAGUAAUUUCCAUUUUGUCAAAAUUUACAAUUGAGUUCUCCUAACUCCCAACCUUCUCCAUCUAAAAAUACUUGUUUUGCUUUUUCUCCGAAAAAAAACAACCAAAUUUACAUCAUCAUUAAAAUUCUAUUUUCUUUCCCACACAUAAAAAAAAGACAAAAUCAAAUUUCAACACAAGAGUAUUUAUUUAUUUUUCCCCGCCAUCUACAGUAGGAAAUUUAACGGAAAUGUUUGCAGGAACUUCAUCGGAAUGUCAAUUGAACAUCAAUUCGGAAAAUGUUAAGGAAGGAAAAGUAUCAUCGGAGAGAAUCGGCAAAUUUGCGAGUUCUUCGCUGCCAACAAAAUGUCGAGUUGUAUUUCAGGGCAAGUUUUGGAACAAGAAUUGAUUUAAUCAUUUAUGAUCUUCUGUAUUUCAGGUUAUCCAAAUGAGAAAAUAAGUAUACAAUUUACACAUUUCAAACUCUAUGUUCCGGAUAAUAAAAAUGUUUCGGAAAAAUGCACGGAUAUCGAUAAUGUGUCUGCAGAUGUUCGAGUUGAAUCAAGACUUUCUCGAAUUGAUCAAUGGUGUGGAGAUAAGAAGCCACCGAAUUUGAUGAGUAAUUCGAAUUUGUUGCAACUUGAAUAUAACACAAAGGUUUGUCAGAUGCAGUUAAAUAUUUUAGGGCUGGUGAUAGAAAUUUGGAUAAACGUUUUGAUUUUUCUGAAAAUUAUAAAGAAAUAAUUUCGAAACGUAUAUUUUUCGUUAUUUAAUUCAAAGCUAACAUUCACACGUUUUUAAGUGAAAACUUACCUCUAAAAAUAUGUUGAUUCCAGAGUUCCAAAUCAAUCCGUGACAGCAUUGGAGAUGACAUCGGAUUCCGAUUAAAUUAUAAAUUCCACACUGGUUGGAAUAUGGGAGGAAUGCAAGCUAAAGUCGAAAAAGAUGGCUGUAAAUUUUCAUUUAAUUCGAGUGAACAUGCAAAUGGAAAAUUGUAUUCGCCAAAUUAUCCAGGACUUUAUCCAAGGUAGAAUAUAGGAUUUUUUCUUCAAUUUUUUAAAUCAAAAUUUUUCAGAAGAAUGCGAUGUGAAUAUAUUUUUCACGGUCGAAACGAUCAAGUUGUUCACAUUCAUUUCGAAUAUUUUGAUGUUGAAGGUUUCAAUCAAUGCGAUACAACAACUCAAAGUGAUUAUAUAUUAUUUUCCAAUUAUCAAACACAUGACAGAACAAAUCGGCGGUUUUGUGGAAAAGUCCCACCAAAAGGUCCCAUUUUAUCCGAAUCCAAUUAUUUUCGAAUGAUUUUCGAGACAAAUGAGAUAUUUGAUGCGACUGGUUUUUAUGCACAUUACCAAUUUAUCACUCAAGAGAAAUCUCAAAUUAGUCGGGUUAAAUUAACUGUAUCAUCGCUUUCUACUUCUAUUUCUUAUUAUUUUUGUAAUGCUAUUUUAUUUGUGAUUUUAUUUUUCAUAUAGCUUAGCUAGUUAGCUUAAAUAUGUAGAUUUUUGGAUGUGAUAAAUAAUCAUGAAUAAAUAUAUUCGAAUAUAAAACCAGUUUAAUCUUGAUUUCAAAAAGUAUAAAAACUGUGAGAAUUUCAAUUGUAAGUAUUAAAUGUUUGGUAGCAAUUUCAUUUUAAAUACCUCUUAUAUUUUUCAGAUGUCGAAACCCGGCUCUUAUUAUUUCGUGACUGCUGCCAUUUUUGGAUGUUCGUUGAUUGUUAUUUCGGCAUUAACAACAUUAUAUUCGAUAACUUCGGAUAUUCAACAAUUUGAACAAGAUUUCAUCUCGGAAAUGGUUGAAUUCAAAUCGCGUGCAAAUGAUGCUUGGGAAAAAAUGAUGAUUGGAAGAGUUUCGGAAUCAAGCUCGGUUACUUUUGGAAGAUAUAUUGCGAAAAGAGAUGCUGGAUAUGAUUCGGGAAGUUCAGCUGAUUCUGGUUCUGGACAAUGUAAUUGUGCUGCUCAAUCAACUGGUUGUCCAGCUGGGCCACCGGGACCACCAGGACAACCUGGAACACCGGGAGAUGCUGGAGAUGCUGGAACACCAGGAGAAGCCGGAUCUUCUGGACAAGCUGAUUCGUAUGCUGGAUCUGCUGGAAACUGCAUUCAAUGUCCAGCUGGGCCACCUGGGCCACCAGGACCUGAUGGAAAUCCCGGACCUGCCGGACCUGCCGGAGGACCAGGACCUGACGGAAAUGCUGCUGAACCAGGAGCUCCUGGACCAGCCGGGCCUGCUGGACCACCAGGACCUGAUGGAAAACCAGGAUCACCAGGAACAGAUGGAGCACCAGGAUCUGAUGGAACUAAAAGCACAAAUUCGCCAGGAGCCCCAGGACCAGCUGGACCGCCAGGACCUGCAGGAGCGCCGGGAGCACCAGGAGAAGCUGCUGCAAGUCCACCAGGUCCACCAGGACCUCCUGGACCAGCUGGAAAAGAUGGGGGACCUGGAGGACCAGGAACACCAGGAACUCCGGGAGCUGAUGGUGCACCAGGAGCUGAUGCUGCAUAUUGUCCAUGUCCACCAAGAUCGGCUGCGGCUGGAGGUGGAGGUGGUGAAGGAUAUGCUGCUGGAGGAGCAUCUGGGGGAUCUGAUUAUCCAGCUGCUGCAUCUGCACCAGCGUCUUCAAAUAGUUAUUCUGGAAGUGCUGUUGUUCGAAGACGUCUUCGUCAAUAA